Aegilops tauschii subsp. strangulata is the source of this 1156-nucleotide messenger RNA. NCBI's taxonomy places the organism in Eukaryota, Viridiplantae, Streptophyta, Magnoliopsida, Poales, Poaceae. The record is from RefSeq and is a predicted model, not a curated record.
ACUCGCCAAUCCACCAAGAGCGCGUGCCCCCUGUACAAAAUAGCGACCGACGACGACUUUCCCCACCUCCCACCUCCCCACUAACCCAACCUCCUUCCACCCACGCAGUCCCAUGGCGAGCGCGGCGCCGGAGCUCGACGUCCAGGACCUCCGCCUGCAGGAGCUCAUCCGGGGCUCCAUGCCGGACCGGCCGCCGUCCUCAUCGUCGUCCCGCGUGCCGCCGCUCAGCGACGACGAGAUCGGCCGGUUCCACUGCGCGGUCUGCAUGGAGCCCAAGCUGGUGUUCGACCGGUUCCGCGCCACGCCGGCCUGCGCGCACGAGUUCUGCGUCGCCUGCGUCGUGUCCCACAUCGAGGCCCGCGUCGCGGACGGCAACGUGCCCGUGCCCUGCCCGGCGGCCGGGGCCGGCUGCCCCGGCGCCAUGCACCCGGAGGCGUAGAAGCUGCUCGACAUGGACGUGUUCGACGCCUGGUGCGUCGCGCUCUGCGAGCGCGCCGUCGGGCCGGGACGCGCGCGCUGCCCCUACCGGGACUGCGGCGAGCUCGUGGUGCUCGACGCCGGCUGCGGCGCCGCCGUCGGCGAGGUGCCUGAGGAGGCGACCUGCCCUGGGUGCUCGCGCGCCUUCUGCCUGCUGUGCGAGGAGCCCUGGGACGACCGCCACGACGGCGGCCAAGGGUGCGCGCUCGACCGGCUCGCUGUGGGGCGCAGCUGGAUGCGCUGCCCGAGCUGCCGCGCCAUGAUCGACCGGAUCGACGGGUGCAAGAGCAUGCUGUGCAGGUGUGGCUCCGUCUUCUGCUAUGGCUGUGGCUCGUCUCGGGCAGAGGGGAUGUGCAGAUGCUAUGCUUCGCGACGGGAGGACUUCAUACCACUCGACGCCGGCUUUGAGCUCAUCGGGGCCGGGCCAAGCGCUGGCCUUUCCUCGACUCUCGGCAAGGAUGCGGUCAUGUAAAUGCUUUGAGUCGACGGUUGUUGAACUGAUCGAGUACUAAUUAGUAGUGCUGAACUCUUGAGUGAGGAAGCCAAACAGAGGACUACCGGUGGUACAUAUAUAUUUUCAUUUUCCCUUCCAUUCUCUUGCAUGUAUGCAUUGUCUAUUGUGCUUCAUGCUGCCGUGGAUUGUGAUAUUACUUGGCAACUAUGGGCACCUUCAAGAAAA